AGCAUUUCCUCACAAAUGACAAUGAGCUUCAGUUUCUGCUCACUCAACUCAGAAUAAGAUUUUAAUAGAAAGUUGAGAAUAAAACUAUGAAAAAACGAGAAGAAAAGGAAACAAGAUAAUCAGAUGACAUGGUACAGAAGAUACUGAAUUGCUGGAUUAAAAUAGAAGAUACUGAAUUGCCAGAUUAAAAUAGAAGAUACUGAAUUGCUGAAUAAAAUUGCAUUGUUUACCAAGACCAAAGGGGAUAGUGUAGGUAAAAUUAAAGAAGUAUACCGUGGAAGAAGCAAGCAGGCAGACACAUGAAGAGGAGACCAUUGGUGAUUGCAUGAUGGCAGGGACAGCAGAAAAAAAAUGAAAUGCCAUGCAGAUGGAUAACAUGCAUUUUGCAGGAUUUAUGAGUAUCUCACAUGUCUUAUGCCUAAUAGGAAUUUAUUGACUGAAAAUGGCAGAAAGAAUCUUAGAGAAGUUAGAUAUUCUGGAUAAGCAGGAAAAGAUAAUCUUGGCUGGAAGAGAAAAGAAAAACGGGCUUCAGAGUCAAGUAAAGAAAAAGACUUUGGUUACACCACUGACAUUUGACUUGCAGUUGGAAUUUGAAGAGGCUAUUGCUCCAUCUACAUCUCAGAAAGUAUCCAGGAUCACAGAAGACAAGUCAUGUGGUAUUAAAAAACCAAAAAGAUAUAUCACCUUUAAAAAUGAACCUGAACCUACAAAGAAUGAUUUUAUGCCACACUUUGUACCAACAAAUACAAAAAAUAAAGAAAGGAAGUCAAUAGCUCAACCCAGAACAAAACCUAGCGAAUUGGCUGAUUUGGUUGGUCACUUAGAAGAUUCUGUCAACAAAAGAAGAAAAUCUCCCCCACAGAUGGAUGAUUUUAGCACAAAAGAAAACAAAACCAUCAGAAAUGAUCAAUUAAGUGAAUAUUGUUCAGUAAGUAAGAAAAGCUUGCUCCCUUUGUGCUUUGAGGAUGAACUUAAAAAACCAAAUGCCAAGAUAAUCAACAUUAGUCCAGCAAAGACAGUAACUUCCCACAUGGAACAAAAUGACACAAAUCCCAUAAUUUUCCAUGAAACUGGAUAUGUACAAAUGUUACUUUUGACAAAAAAUAAGCUUCCUCUCCAUAGUAUGAAAGAUGAAAACAUUUACCCACAUAAAAGAGAAGAUUUUGUCUUAGAAAGAAAUUGUGAAAUCCUCAAAUCUUUAAUUAGGGAUCAAUUUAUUAUUCCUUCCAAACCUAAAAGAAUUCUGCCUACAGCAUGGAAAAGAGAUAUACAAGCAAUAUCUUUUGAAGUGGGCCAUAGAGUUGUAGAGAGUAAACAAAGGAAGAAAACUAGUAAGAAGACAUUUGAAAACGUAUCCUGGAGUAAACUCUAUAAUUCCUCACAGACGUUUUCCAGCCUAACAAAAACUGUUACUCAAGAUAUGAGUGCUAGACUUGGCAACUUUGAAAGAAUGUUUUCUACAGUAAUACCAAUUAGCAAAUUCAGUACCUUACCUGUCAAAUAUUGUUCAAAGCCUUUAAAAAAUACACUCAAAGUCCAUAAGUUAAAUAAUGUAACACCCUUGGAUGAUUUGUUAAACUAGUCAAGUGAAAAUUAGACCCCUCAAAAAAUAUUGUUUACACAGCAAUAUUCAGGUAACAAAAAGGAAAUAGUGAAGUUCCAAGAUCAUAGAAGAAACUGUUACCUAAAUAAUGUCCUAAUGGAUGGCAUAAGAAAGCAAAGCAUAGAAAUUGGAAUUAUAAAUCAACAGUCAUCUAUUCAAGAAAAGCCAAUAUUUUUAGUAAGUGAAAAGACAAAAUUAGGAAAUAAUUGUCACCAAGAGGGACUAAUUCAUGAAUUUUUAUGAUCUCAAUUAGAUUCUUCAAUCAUCAGCAUUUCUAUCGUAAAGUCUGAUUUGGGACCAGGAAUGGCAUACACCGUCUCUGGAAAUUUGCUGUUGGAAGCCAAACAACAUCAAUAACCUUGCUCAAUAAUUGAAUAUCAAGUAAGACAAAUGUACCAUUAACUUGACGCAUGUGGAAUUAUAUGAUUAUAUAUCAGCA
This is a messenger RNA of Hyaena hyaena (striped hyena), 2042 nucleotides long. RefSeq names its product chromosome unknown C1orf141 homolog (gene CUNH1orf141). Lineage: Eukaryota; Metazoa; Chordata; Mammalia; Carnivora; Hyaenidae. The transcript has 8 exons. The record is from RefSeq and is a predicted model, not a curated record. Bases 443 to 1582 code for a protein of 379 amino acids.